CCUGCUGGCCGAGCUCGAGACACAGGAACACGGAAGCAAAUGCCGAGCGCUUGCAAACUCAUCGCUUGAAUCACUGAGGAGGGUACAAGGACAUGAGCCGAGAGCUUGGGACUAUGACUUCUGCGGAUAGUUCAUAAACCGUCUUCGUAUUAUCUCUGUACGUCCACUCAGCGUUACUGUAAAUCUUACAUUAACGUUUGACGCCUUUUCAUCCAUACAGAAGGGAACAGAAUGGCAUCGAUUUUGCUCACCAGGUCUCGGACUCCGUUGCUGAAAACAUCUAGGUCAUUAAAGAACGAAUUCAGAAAAGGAAAGUUGUCAGAAGGCGUAUGCUUUAACUGCAGUGCACUGCGGUUAGCCACAAACAGCAGUCAUGGUCUUCUUGGAGGCAGCAUGUGGCCGCAUGCAUCAUCUGUCCUGUACCUUGACAGUUCAUCAGCGCUUCAGCACCGCUUGUCCAGUUCACCUCGCCUUUACUGUGCCAUCUUUGUACCUGACCCUGCCCUGCCUGUCCACACCCACUCCACAUAUCCCAGGACGCUAACCUGGCCACAGAAUACCCCAGUCCGGUGGGUACAUACCACAGGCCGUCUCCAUGAUGAUUCAAAGGUGGAGCGUUCUUUGCGUACACUGAAAGAUAAAAAUAAAAAGCUUGAAGAGGGAGGACCGGUGUACAGUCCGACAGUGGAUGCAGAACCUGUGCGACGGACAAUACGUCAACGCGUGGUUGACGAAGUGAAGCACUACUAUCACGGGUUCCGCUUAUUGUGGAUAGACACGACCAUCGCUGUGCGGAUGCUCUGGAGGGUGCUAAACGGACACAUUCUGUCACGCCGAGAGAGGAGACAGUUCCUGAGGACGUGUGCAGAUGUCUUCCGGCUUGUGCCCUUUUUGGUCUUCAUCAUCGUUCCAUUUAUGGAGUUUCUGCUUCCUAUUGCAGUAAAGCUUUUCCCAAACAUGUUGCCGUCCACCUUUGAGACACAGUCCAAAAAGGAGGAAAGGCUGAAGAAGGAGCUGAGAGUGAAGUUAGAGAUGGCCAAGUUCUUGCAGGACACAAUUGAAGAGAUUGCACUAAGAAACAAAGCAGCUAAAGGCAACGUGACCGAGGAGUUCUCCACUUUCUUUCAGAAGAUUCGCGACUCAGGAGAGAGACCCAGUAAUGAGCAGAUCAUACGUUUCUCUAAGUUGUUUGAGGAUGAACUGACCUUAGAUAAUCUGACACGUCCGCAACUGGUGGCCCUGUGCAAGCUGCUGGAGCUGCAGUCCAUUGGCACCAACAAUUUCUUGCGCUUCCAGCUCAUCAUGAAACUCAGAGCCAUCCGUGCAGACGACAAGCUGAUAGCAGAGGAGGGAGUGGACAGUCUGAAUGUGAACGAGCUGCAGGCAGCAUGUCGUGUGAGAGGGAUGAGAGCUCUGGGAGUGACGGAGGAGAGACUAAGAGAGCAGCUUAAACAGUGGUUGGAGCUUCACCUCAAUCAACACAUCCCCACAUCUCUGCUGCUGCUGUCCCGAGCCAUGUUCCUGCCAGACACACUGUCCCCUGCAGACCAGCUUAAAACCACACUACAGAACCUGCCAGAGAUCAUGGCUAAAGAAGCGCAGAUGAAGGUGGCAGAGCUGGACUUCUCUAAAGUGGAUAACAAGACCAAGCUGGAGGCCACGCUACAGGAAGAGGCAGCCAUCCGAGAGGAAAACAGAGAGCGGGAGCUGGAGAGACUGGCUGAUGCUGCAGAGAAAGCGAAGGAACUGGCUGCACAGGAGGGUGAGAUGGUGGCGUCGGAAGCAGAACGACGUGUGGAUGCAGAACAUGCCCUCUCCAAUGUAGACGUGGCCAUCCAUUCAGAAACACUACGAGAUACUGCACCAGUGCUGGAGGGUAUUAAGGGGGAGGAAAUCACUAAAGAGGAGAUUGACAUGCUGAAUGAUGCCUGCACCAAACUGAAGGAGCAGAAGAAUCUCCUCACCAAAGAGAAAGAGGAGCUGGAGGACCUAAAGGAUGAUGUGCAGGAGUACAGUGAGGACCUGGAGGAGAUAAAGCGAGAGCUAUCCAAGACGGGACAGGAGAAGGUGGUGGAGGAGUCUAAGGCAAGUCAACGUCUGUCAAAGCGCGUCAACCGCAUGAUUGGCAGAAUGGAUAAGAUCAUCACUGAGCUGGAGAAGGACAAGGUUGUGCUAGACGGACAGAUGGACAGCAGCACCACACCACCAAUUGGAUUGUUCUUUGAGAAACAUAGUGACUUGCCAAGUGUGUUCUUGUCCUACAGGGAGAAUCUGAUAAGCAUCAACGAGCUCAUUACAGUCAUGAAGCAGAUCCAGAGCAUUCCUGAAGACAAGCUGCUCAGAAUCGCAGACGCUCUCGACGAAAACAAGGAUGGCAAGAUAGACAUCGAUGAUGUCCUCAAGGUGGUAGAGCUGAUCGAUAAGGAGGACAUCGAUAUCUCCACCAACCAGGUGGCAGAGAUCAUGGUGAUGCUGCAGAAGGAGGAGAAGUUGGUGGAGAAGGAGAAAGCCAAGGAGAAGGUCGAGAAGGAGCAGGCAGCUAAACUCCAAAACUAGACUUGCUGUGUAGGGAAUAGAAAAGAUCCUGAAGCUAUUGAAGCUUUUUCAGGUUAUUAAUAUGUUAAGGAGAUUCAGAGUGAGGCUGAAACCAGUGCUGACCUCUGUUCUGUAUUCAUAUAUAUGAACAAACUUUGCUUUGUUCAACUUCGACUAUUGUGUAAUGAAUGAAUUGAGGAGAAAUUUAUUUAUUAGAAGGCAAAAGUAAUUGAGUAUGGAGUGCUGUACUGAAACCGUGGCCACGAAUUAAGUAUCAGUUCCCACAAUUUAUCAAUUUGUUACCUUGUUUUAGGUAAAUCGUGUUGUACUAAUUUGUUUCCCAUGAUUUAUUGAUUCAUUCCCUCAUUUUAGUUCAAUUGCGGCCACGAAGUAGCACAACGUGGAAUGAAUUAAUAGGUUGUGGCUACAAUUUUUUUUAUUUUUUUUCCCCUCAAAUGUCAUGUGCGGGGCACCGUAAAUUCAGAAUAUGUUCUCGAAAAGGCCCUCUUAAAGGUGGAGUGAGUGAUUUCUGCGCCACUACUGGUACAAAACAAAUUGUUUGUUUGAGCAGACUUGUUGGGCUGGACAUAAUGCCAUCGUCUCAACCAAUAGUGUGAGAUUGGGGUGGAACUAUGAGUCAUUAUUUUUGUGGCACAGAAAUUGCACACUUCAACUAUAAGAUGCAAAAAUGAAGAUUUUAAUAUUACCAUAAUAUUACACCCUGGCAGUGAUGUCAUUUCCUGAGAUCUAAGGUCAUUUCCUCUCUUUGCACAUUACACCACCUGUCACCAUCAUUCCACUGCUCAUCCAGUUUGAUUUAGUUGUUUUUUUAUUUCUUUUCAGUUCACAAUCUAUUUUCAUCAGAUUCUUGAAUGUUGGUCAGAAGAUGUUGAUAUCUCACUCAUGUUUAUUCGAUAACCAAAGAAGGUUUUUUGCAGAUGUUAUGCUUCAUGUAUACUUGUACAUACACAUUCAAGCCAACAAGCACUGCAGCUUUAUGUCACACAGCAAAUGUCUGAAGUAGUAUUGAGAUGUAUAUCUUCUGCAGCACUUGAGCUUUAUUCAUGGCAGAAGUUUUUGUACUGACUUGAAGAUGGUAGCAGAGUUAGUUUCUGAUGUGUUUUUUUUUAUUCAGCGUUUAUCUUGGAUUGAUUUCAGCAUCACAUUUACAUUGUGGCCUUAGCUUUCAAAAAUCCCUUAAAAUAAUCUCAAGGGAAUAAAUUGAGACCUGAUAUAGCUAUAAUAAUAUUUAACAGUUGCUAGUAUUUGUUGUAUGCUAACAGUAAAACUGUGACGCUUUGAGCGCUGUUGAGCGGAUUCCUAAACACCUCUGAUUGGGCAUUGUGUUCACACGCUCAUCAGCUACAAUGAUCAACGCUUCAAAACGUGUUGUAAAUAGACAUCAAUGACGCCCUUCACCAAGCGCUUACACAGAUACACACGGGAGCGUUUGAAAGCAGGCGUCUAUCAGCGGACCGGUCCGCUAAUAUAUGCCCGCUUUCAGAUUCAAACACUUCUGUGUGCUUUCAAACCGUUAUAAACGCUCCUGUGCAUUGAUAAUUGUAGCCAAUCACAGACAUAUCUAAUGAGCGUGUGAGCCCAAAGGCCAAUCAGAGGUGUUCACGAAUCCGCUCGACAGCGCUCAAAGCGUCACAUUUUUAAAAUUUCAAUAGCGACUUGUUGGUAUCGCGGUCGGUACUUUUGACAACUUUCUGUGCAUUUGCUGUCUCUGUUAGCUGUCUUGGAUUAAUGAUAGAUGGAAGAGUGUUUGUGAAUAUUUGUAUGUGUGAAAGCGUACCUGGGAACCUGAAAGGAAAAAGAUGGAGGUCAGUGCAGACAGAAUCAGGGUACAGCUCAGCCUUCCAGUCAGUAUGUGGCCUGGAUGAUGGCUUAUUCCUUACAUGGAGAGAGCAGCAGCAGUUGUUCCCAUUGCAGAGCACCUACACUAACUGGAAUGUGUCGAUCAGCACGAAACUCUCACGCUUACUGGUGGCGUGAGUCUGGUAGCGUAGUUUCACAGGGCACAUAAGGCAGGGAAUACAUCAUCCUAACCCUAAACAUGUCAUGGCGAGGGACCAGCAUGUCUAACCUCAAAGCACUGUUCCUGUGCUGUCUCAGAGUGUCUAGGUGCCUGUUUCACAUUGUGUCCCUUAAAGGGAUAGUUCACCAAAAAAAGAAAAUUUGGUCAUUAUUUGACCACCCUCAUGUCGUUCCUAACCGGUAUGAGUUUUUUAUUACGUAGAACACAAAAUGAGAUGUUUAGCAAAAUGUUCUCGCUGCUCUUUUCCAUGAGAUAAAAAAGGUCAUAAAUGUUUCUAACAACAUGAGGGAUAAUAAAUGAUGACAAUUUUUAUUUUCGGGUGAACUAUGCAGUACUUACCUAGGGGACCCUUAAUUAAAGUAACGGCAUUUAGGCCUUAAACUAUAUUCAUGAAUUAGUAUUACCAUAACGUACGAUAGGAAAAAGUCCAUGUUUUUUGUUUUUAUUGAACGAGUAUUUUAUGCUAAUGUGCAAUUGCACUAUAUUCAGAGCUUUAAUUUUCCUAUUUGGCGUGUCAAUCUAGACUCAGGAAGAUGCUUGUAAUAUCUGUUUGCACAUUGAGAUAUAUUUUGGGGAAACGCACACUUGAAUUUUUAAAGUGGUAGAUGUAUGAUGAAUAUUGUGGAAAGGUAUAAAGAUACCUUAUUUUGUUUUGUUUUGCGAUUUUUUUAAAUUGAGUUCUGUGAUUAAUUUAUAAAAGAUGGUGCAUGGUGCACAUAUAAGUGACCACAGACUGAAUGGAUUAAAGAUAUGAUGUAUCCCUGGAAACUAAUUAAUUAACUGCUUAAGCUCAUUUAAAUGGAUUAAAUAUAUUUAUUUUCCCCUUAUGAGGCCUGUACAUUCUUUCAUAGUAUUUUUUUGACCAUUCUGUAUUUUUUUAGAAGGUUCAAAACCUAAAUACUUGUUACGCUAGUUAACUUGUAGACUGAAAAAUGGGUGGAAAUGAGGGUGAUAUGUGCAAAAAGGUUAUUGAAAAUCAGUAUGACGCAAAAUAAGAAUUUUAUUUGAUUGUUCAUACUGCCUAUGUAAAUAUACCAUUUACAUACAAGUGGUUCCAAAGUCAAAUAAAAUCAAACCGAUCUCUAAGUUGUA
This is a messenger RNA of Ctenopharyngodon idella (grass carp), 5668 nucleotides long. It is a transcript of the gene letm1, whose product is annotated as leucine zipper-EF-hand containing transmembrane protein 1. The record is from RefSeq and is a predicted model, not a curated record. Gene Ontology annotation, cellular component: mitochondrial inner membrane. Lineage: Eukaryota; Metazoa; Chordata; Actinopteri; Cypriniformes; Xenocyprididae. Gene Ontology annotation, biological process: intracellular monoatomic cation homeostasis. Gene Ontology annotation, molecular function: ribosome binding; calcium ion binding. The coding region runs from base 232 to 2556 and encodes 774 amino acids. The transcript has 15 exons.